Vicia villosa (hairy vetch) is the source of this 2367-nucleotide messenger RNA. Its product is annotated as putative disease resistance protein RGA3. The transcript has a single exon. Bases 1 to 2340 code for a protein of 779 amino acids. The record is from RefSeq and is a predicted model, not a curated record. Gene Ontology annotation, molecular function: ADP binding. Lineage: Eukaryota; Viridiplantae; Streptophyta; Magnoliopsida; Fabales; Fabaceae. Gene Ontology annotation, biological process: defense response to other organism.
AUGGAGAUAUUCAAGCUCAUGCUACCAACACAAUACAAGGUAAGCCACUUGUUUUCUAAAUAUAAUUCAAUUGUAUUCCUUCCUAGGAUGGGACAUCAAAUCAGAGAGAUUAGUCACAAAUUGGAUAAGAAAGCAGCUGAGGGGAAAACGUAUGGACUUACAACUAUUCCCGAACUUGUUGUGCAAGAAAGAGAAUUGACUUAUCCUGACGUUAAUGUUUCAAGAGUAAUAGGAAGGGAUAAUGAUAAAGAUAAAAUUAUCCGGCUUUUGAUGCAACCUUUUCCUCAGGGUGGAAAUGAUAAAAGCAUGUGUGUCAUUCCCAUUGUGGGAAUGGGAGGAUUAGGGAAGACCACUCUUGCAAAGUUGGUGUUCAAUGAUAAAAGACUGGAUCAGCUUUUCCAAUUGAAGAUGUGGGUGUGUGUCCCUCUUAAUUUUGACAUCAAGCAGAUAAUCAUUCAAAUCAUCAACUCUGCCAGUACUGCAGAUUCUAAAGCAGCUUCAGCUCCAUUGCCCGGUCUCGCUCCUCAAGAGAACAUUGACAGCUUAGAUAUUGUGCAGCUAGUAAGUCGUUUGAAACAAAAACUUUCUGGUCAAAAGUUUUUACUUGUGUUAGAUGACAUAUGGAACGACGACCGUGAAAAGUGGGUUGAGUUGGAAGAUUUGAUAAAAGUUGGCAUACCAGGAAGCAAAAUUAUGGUGACCACACGUAGUAUAUCAAUUGCUUCGAUGAUGGGUAAUGUUCCCUCAUAUGAAUUAAAUGGUCUUUCUUUAAAGGAUUGUUUAUCUCUAUUUGUCAAAUUCGCAUUCAAGGAUGGGGAAGAAAAAAUAUAUCUAAAUCUAAUGGAGAUUGGAAAAAAAAUUGUGAAAAAAUGUCAUGGGGUUCCACUGGCCGUGAAAACAUUAGGAAGUUCUCUCUUCUCAAACUUUGAUAUAAAUAAGAGGGAAUUUGUUAGGGACUCUGAGAUGUGGAAUUUAGAACAAAAAAAAGACGGUAUUUUACCUGCUCUUAAAGUAAGUUAUGAUCAAAUGUCAUCCAUUCUAAGACAAUGUUUUGUUUAUUUUUCCCUCUAUCCCAAAGAUCAUAUCUUUAAUAGUCUUACAUUGUGUGAUCUUUGGGUAGCCCUUGGAUUAGUUCAAUCCCGAAAUGGAAGAGAAAAGCUAGAGCAUGUUGCAAGAAAAUAUAUUGAUGAGUUACGUUCAAGAUCAUUUCUUCAGGAUGUCAAUGACUUUGGAUUCUUUUGCCAGUUCAAAGUACAUCAUUUGAUACACGAUCUUGCAUUAUAUGUUGCAGGAGAGGACUUUGUGGCGGUAAAAUCACAAACUCGUAAUAUACCUCAUCAAGCAAGGCAUUUGUCAUUUGUUGUUGAAGAUAAGUCAUUUGGUCAUGCUUUGUUCCCAGAGUCUAGAAGUGUGAGAAGCAUACAAUUUCCCAUCUCAGGAAUGGGUCUUGAGAGUGAAAGUUUUCUGAAUACAUGGCUGUCAAAGUACAAAUGCUUGCGUUAUUUAGAUUUAAGUGACUCUUCUUUUGAAAAUAUGCCCAAUUCAAUUGCAAAAUUAGAGCACCUGCGUGGUCUUGAUCUUUCUUGUAAUCACAAAAUCAGAACACUACCAAAUUCCAUUUGUGAACUUCUAAAUUUGCAAGUUUUGUCGUUUGACGGAUGCACAGAGCUUGAAAAAUUGCCCAAAGGAUUAGGAAAGUUGAUUAGCCUCCGAAGUCUGGCUGUCACUACAAAACAAUCUAUUCUUCCAUAUUAUGAAUUCGCUAGCUUGAACAAUCUUCAAACUUUGGCUUUUCAGGAUUGUGUCAAUCUGAAGUUUUUGUUCAAAGAACCACUCCCUUCUGUUGAAGAACUGAAUUGUAAAUCAUGUGAGAGCCUGGAGCGCUUACCUCUUGAUACUUUUCCUAACUUACAGACAUUGCUUAUUGAUGAUUGUCAGAUGUUAAACUUGUCAUUGGACAAUGAAAACUCAAUCCAAAAGCUGCGGAUGAAAAAUUUGUAUCUUAGUGAUUUUCCAAAGCUUCUAACACUCCCUCGAUGGAUUGCAAGGGCCGUGGACACUUUAGAGACCUUUAUAGUUCUCAAUUUUCCUAAUCUUCAAAUGCUUCCUGGGUAUCUUACUACAAUGACUCUUCUUAAGAGGAUCUAUAUUGGUAGUUGUUCUAAACUGUUGAGUCUUCCAAGUGGCUGGGAUCGCCUCACUGUACUUGAAGUUUUAUUCAUACAUGAUUGUCCUGAACUGUACCGAAAAUGUCAGCCUCAUUCUGGUGAGUACUGGCCCAUGAUUUGUCAUAUUAAAAACCUUCACAUUGAAGAAAGAGAGGAGGAGGAGGAGGAAUGAAGCCAUCAACCUUGUAAGGUAAACAUU